UCUGCAGAGUGAGGGGAAAACUGACUCUUGUGCAAGUCCCUUGCACGGGGCCCGGCCUCUGUCCCUUCCCCAGCCCCCGCCCCGGCACCAGUGUGACGGCACUGCCGGGAUGCUCACUCAACUCGGUCUCCAGACCAUCAUGGGGUGGCGGUGGCCACCGCUGCUGCUGCUUCUCGUCCUGUUCUCGGGCUCAGAGCUCGGCUGGACCGUCCCCACCGUAGUGACGGGGGUAGAGGGCCAGACCCUCUCCAUCUCCUGCCCCUAUGACCGGAAGGUGCACUGGAGGCGACUGAAGACCUGGUGUCGCCAGGGCGCCGGAGGGCAGUGCCAGCCGGUGGUGAGCUCCCAUCACUCCUGGUUCUCCUUCAUGAGGAAGUGGAAUGGCAGCACGGGCAUCAUGGACGACACGCUGGCCGGGAUCCUCACCGUCACCAUCCAGAAUCUCCGCCGGCAGGAUGGCGGGCUCUACCAGUGUCAGAGUGUCCACAGGGGCAUGGCAGGCACCCUGAGGAGUGUCCAGGUGGAUGUACUGGAUGGCCCAUCGCUGGAGCCUCGGAUCUCCGGGGAGCCCCCCACAAUCUUGGAGCAGUCCCCCGAGCAGGCCCUGGGCCCUGGGCAGGCCCUAAUCGAGCACAGCGUUUCCAGAAGCCCCUCUGAGUUGGGAGACCUGCUGCCUGCCAACUUCCUCCUCCUCUUGACCGGCCUCCUGGUCAGCAAGAUUCUGACUGCCAUGGGCCUCGUCACCCUGGCCCGCUGCCGGAGGAGCCAGGAUCCAGAUGCGGAGGGUGGGCAGAGCGACGUCCACCCGCUCCAGCCUCGGCCAGGGGGAAGUGAAUCCUGACAGAGCGGAGACAGGACCAAGCCACAGGGAAUGGAGGGAAAGGAACAGCCUCGGAUAGCCGCCCCCUCCCCUUCCGCAACCUUCCCCCAAACCCUCUGCCCUGCCAGCCAAGUCCCACAACCCCACUCCUUCCCGGGUAGAGCAACAGCAUUUGCUGAGCAUCUACUGGAUCGCUGGGAAGCAGCAUGGCAUAGUGGACUGAGCACGUGCCUGGGAGUCAGAAGGUCAUGGGUUCUAAUU
Molecule: messenger RNA, 1081 nt
Organism: Ornithorhynchus anatinus (platypus)
Lineage: Eukaryota; Metazoa; Chordata; Mammalia; Monotremata; Ornithorhynchidae
Gene: TREM2
Product: triggering receptor expressed on myeloid cells 2
Exons: 5
Coding region: 110-841 (243 amino acids)
Cellular component (GO): cell surface
Molecular function (GO): signaling receptor activity
Source: RefSeq, a predicted model, not a curated record